UUUUAACCUCCGCGAAUCAUAGUCCCUCUCUCCAAAGCCAGUUCUCCAGAGCUAGCAGCAGGAUGCUAGCAGCGCUGUGCCCAGGGCUCAGAGACAGAGCCUGGGAAUAAAUUUUCUUUUAGGACUUUCUGGCUACUGGCUACACUGAUGUGACUUACCCCUUUGGAAUGAUGGGGAUCUUUAUGGCAUAUGUUGGAUUUGUUUUCUUUUCUGUUUUACAUAUACAGCAAGGACUUUCUUCCCAAGCAAAAUUCACUGAGUUUCCUCGGAAUGUGACAGCGGUUGAGGGCCAGAAUGUGGAGAUGUCCUGCGCUUUCCAGAGUGGCUCAGCCUCCGUGUAUCUUGAGAUCCAGUGGUGGUUUCUGUGGGGGCCAGAGGACCUGGACUCAGGGGCUGAGGUAGCAGGUGCACAGGUGGAGCUCUUACCUGAGAGAGACCUGGACAAUGAUGGCACCAAGAUCAGUACAGUGAAAGUUCAAGGCAAUGACAUUUCCCACAAGCUUCAGAUUUCCAAAGUAAGAAAAAAGGAUGAAGGCUUAUAUGAAUGCAGAGUGACUGAUGCUAACUAUGGAGAGCUUCAGGAACACAAGGCCCAGGCCUAUCUGAAAGUUGAAACCAACAGUCACGCAAGGAGAAUGCAGGCCUUUGAGGCUUCUCCCAUGUGGCUGCAAGACAUGAAGCCUCGCAGGAAUGCCUCUGCAGCUGCUCCCAGCAGCAUCCACAGCUCUGCCAAUCAGCAGCAGGUGCAAUCCACUGCCAGCCCUCAAGCAGUAGCCAAAAUCCCCAAACAAAGUCCACAAUCAGGUGCGAGGAUAGCUACAAGCCAUGGACUUUCUGUCCUGCUUCUUGUUUGUGGCUUUGUGAAGGGUGCUUUGCUUUAAUCUAAAGUGCUGACUUUUUUCCAAUAUCACUUUCUCUUCUUAAAGCAAAGAGCAAAUCGCCUGUAAAUUCUACGGAGCAGACAGCAAAGUUGACCCUAAACGUCAAGCACCACCCUGCACCCUCUGUACUCUAGUUACCUACACAAGGAGCGCCUGCUUCAAGAAGUAUA
Elephantulus edwardii (Cape elephant shrew) is the source of this 1051-nucleotide messenger RNA. Its product is annotated as V-set and transmembrane domain-containing protein 2A-like. NCBI's taxonomy places the organism in Eukaryota, Metazoa, Chordata, Mammalia, Macroscelidea, Macroscelididae. The coding region runs from base 168 to 881 and encodes 237 amino acids. The record is from RefSeq and is a predicted model, not a curated record. The transcript has 5 exons.